UGGAGCAGUCAACUGCCGGACAAUACACAAUCUUUUCAAUUCUUAACGUAAAAAUGUGUAAAAUUUAAAUGUGAUUAGAAAAAGUAAAUACUAUUAAAAAAAAAAGUCGUGAACAAAUAUUGUAAACAUUUAGAAUUUUUAAUUCGUCAUAGUUUUAAGGGAAAAGGACUACAAUGAUGGGCAUAGAACUAAAAACCACAACAGAGGAGGCAAAUGCCAUAGCAGUUUACAAAGAUACAACGAUACCGAAAAAGCCAAAGAAACCAAAGAAAAGAGAUAAAAGUGACUUGGGUCCAGACUUUAUAGCCCCAGAUGGUGGCUGGGGCUGGGUUGUGUGUAUAGCAGCUGGUUUAAGUAAUUUAUCUCUUUUUCCCCCUCUCCAACAAUAUGGUCUCAUCUAUAGACAACGCAUGGCCACAUAUGGUUUCGAUGCCAAAGAAGUCACAACCAUUGUUAAUGCCGAGUUGGCGUUGUCCUCACUGGUGGGAUUGGUGAACGGUGCCAUGUUCAGAAGAUUCACAUUUCGACAGGUGGCUAUAGCUGGAAGUCUGUUGGCAUUUAGCGGCAUACUACUUUCGGCAUUCUGUGAGACCUUUGUGCAGUAUUUGAUAUGCUUCUCCUGUACCUAUGGCAUUGGUUUGGGACUCUGCAUGGCAGCCACCUCUCUGGCAGUGAACACAUAUUUCAAAAAUAAACGAAGAAAAGCCACUGGAUUCUCUUGGACGCUCACUGGAUUGGGCGCCAUAGUAUUUCCACAUAUUUCUACGCUUUUGUUGACAUCCUAUGGGGCCCAAGGUGCAAUUUUAGUCUAUGCCGCUGUGGUGCUCAACUCUUUUUUGUGUGCCUUAACCUUGCAGCCGGUGCUGAGACAUUCACCCAAACCACCGAUUACGGCCGUUGCCACCACUCAGAAUGACAAUUACGAGUGCGAGUAUUGCCAAUUCCAAAAGAAGGACAAACGUAGUAUUUUCUCAUCCGAAUAUGUGUUCAACGAUGAUGAUCCUGACAAGCCGGGUUAUGAAAUCACUGAACCCGGCACUCCCAUGAUAGCUCGCGCCAAUGAUGGCUGGUUUGGCUCAAAAUUAUCACUCGCCAUGGACAAGGGUCCCCGCUAUAGAUCCACAAAGCUAUUGAAACAGCUCUCAAAGCAAGAAAGUUACGAAAGUGACUACGAUACUCGCAGACGCUCCAUGUACAAAUCGAAUUAUUUCAAUCGCGAACGAGAGGAAUUCGAUCGCUACGCCAGCAAAGCAAGUGUUAAUGCCAAAUCAAAAAGCGAUGGAUUUCACUGCACUUGCGCCGAAGAGAAGGCUCUGCUGCAAAUCCAAUCCGAAGAUAUGAAAAGGGAGGAAGAGUUUAGGCUACAGGCACUAUUGGAAGAAGAUAAGUUGGCUAAAAGUCGAAUGAGCUUUUGGCAGAAGGUGGUUUUGUUUUUUGACUUGGGUCUAUUGAAGGACUUCACGUUUGUGAAUCUGGCCGCUGGUAUGACCAUUAUGAUGUUUGGCGAAAUAAAUUUCUCCGUUUUGACUCCCUUUAUAUUGAAUAGUUUUGGUUACAGUGAUACCCAGAUAUCAUUGGCCAUGUCCUUGCUGGCCGGUAUGGAUAUAGCGGUUCGAUUUCUGGCUCCCUUAGUUCUGGAAAAAGUUAAGCUGGGGAAUCAAGCCCUUUUUGCCAUUGGCAUUAUAAUCAUAUCCAUUGGACGCUUGGUUGUGACCUUAACCGAUUCCUAUUACAUGAUAUUGGCUGUGUUUGUUCUGAUUGGAUUUGGCAAAGGAUUUCGCACAAUAUUUGCUCCUCUGAUUAUACCAAGCUAUGUGCCACUGAACAGAUUGCCGGCAGCUUCGGGCCUACAGCUGAUUUUAUGUUCUAUAAUUUCCUUUUCUCUCGGUCCCCUAUUAGGCAUAAUUACGGACAGUUUUGGCUAUGCAGCAACAAUUCACAGCAUCAAUGCAUUGACGUGUCUCACUCUGCUCUUUUGGUUUAUUGAAUAUUUGUCCAGAAGGAGACUUGGCAAAAAUUCAAUGGACUCAAAAUCCUGAAGAGGAAACAGUUGCUGGGAGGAUUUGACCGCAUUGGAAGGCACAAGUUCAUAUUUAAGCGUGGAAAUCGCUUCUAUAUGCACCUUUUAUAUUUAAAACUCUUUGAUCCAUUCACAUUAUUUUCUAUGGAGACAAUUUUUAUUAUAAUUCUAUGAAGAGAUGUGCAACUAGAAGAAAAUAUAUUUUUACUGCUUUAUAUACUACUGUGAAA
This is a messenger RNA of Stomoxys calcitrans (stable fly), 2250 nucleotides long. RefSeq lists its product as uncharacterized. The coding region runs from base 174 to 2039 and encodes 621 amino acids. The record is from RefSeq and is a predicted model, not a curated record. The transcript is spliced from 5 exons. Gene Ontology annotation, molecular function: monocarboxylic acid transmembrane transporter activity. Gene Ontology annotation, biological process: monocarboxylic acid transport; transmembrane transport. NCBI's taxonomy places the organism in Eukaryota, Metazoa, Arthropoda, Insecta, Diptera, Muscidae.